Molecule: messenger RNA, 675 nt
Organism: Gavialis gangeticus (Gharial)
Lineage: Eukaryota; Metazoa; Chordata; Crocodylia; Gavialidae
Gene: RIBC2
Product: RIB43A domain with coiled-coils 2
Exons: 3
Coding region: 40-675 (211 amino acids)
Source: RefSeq, a predicted model, not a curated record
UUGCCGUGGCAACGGCACUUGUUGAGGGGCAGUGGCGCCAUGUUGCGGCCGGGGCCGGAUCGCGCCGAGGCGGCACUGCGGGAAUGGCGGUGGCAGGGCGAGCGGCGCCGGCAGGGCCGCGUCUUCGACGCCCGCGCCAGGAUCAUCGGGGUUGAUCAAGAUGCUCUGGACACCCAGGUCAAAGAUAGGAAGAUUCAAGAGGAAACUGAAAAAGCACAAAAUGAAACAAUUGCUGGUGAGAUGAAGCAAAAUGACAAGAUCACCUGUAUAUUAGACAAACGACAGAGGAAAGACAUCAGAAACCUAAAUAAAGCUCUUGCAGAGUUUCAACAAAAUUUUCAGAAGCCAGAAACUCGGCGUGAAUUUGACUUAUCUGAUCCACAAGGCCUAAAGAAAGAUACUCCUGCUCGCCUUUCUGACAGUGACCCUCGAUGUACUGUGUCUGGCUUGCAGAUGUUUCUAGGAGAAGAUUUAAACCAAGCUCAGCGGUCAGAUUUUCAAAAGGAGCAGUCAAGAGAGUGGCUUCUGCAGCAACAGAGAGAUUGGGAAAAUGCAUUAGCAGAUAAAAAAUUUGCAGGUAACAAAUGUGAAAAAUUGGAUAUUUUUGGGGGAGUGGUUGGGGUUUUUUUUGUGUUUUGUUCCCUUCUCUCACCAAAUUCUAAAGGUGGUAACUGA